UCAUUCUGCUAUAUAGUCACAUACUUUGCAGCUAUAUAUGAAUAUAUAUUUUGUAUUAAACUUAGUGCAUGUGAAUUAACUUACUUUAUUAACUUUACAAUAAAUAUAUUAAUCUUUGCAAAUAUUUGAACAAACACUAUAAAUAUGGUUUUCACAAAAAAACGUGAUCCAAUGGAAGUUGUGGUCUUUCCCGAAUAUGAGCCAUUAGUUAUAAACCAGAAAGUUAUUUCAGAUGCAUAUUUAAAUGUAUUUGUUGGUGAAAAGCAACGUCUGCAUAAUUUGGAAGAACACAGGUUUGAGGAUAUUCAAACAUUGCGUUUGGAAUUUAAAAAUAUCUUACGGAUUCGACAAUUUGAGAUAUUGCCUAAUCUUACUACACUUGUAUUGUCUGGCAAUAAGAUUGAAAUUAUAGAAUGCUUAGAAACAUUAACAUCACUGAAGGAACUAGAUCUAAGUUUUAACAAAAUAGAGAAGAUUGAAAACUUAGAUACUUUAGUUAACUUAGAGAGACUUCUACUAGCACGUAAUUUAAUCUCAAAUAUAGAAAAUUUAGAUAAUUUGGUUAAGUUGAAAAUACUCAGUCUAAGCGGUAAUAAGAUUAAAACAAUAGAUGGGUUAGAUCGUUUACGUUUCUCUAAAAAUUUCAAAGCAAUAAGCUUGGAAGGUAAUCCUAUAGCUAGUAAUCCGGAUAUUGAUUUGAAAUACUAUACGAUCACAAUACUACCGCACUUAGAAUAUUAUGAUUUCAAAUACAUAACUGUCAAAGAUCGACAGUUGGGGCUUGAAAAAUAUUUUUAUCGACUGCGUGCGAUUGAAGCUGAACAAGAGGAUGAAGUGAAACAACGUUACGAAGCUGAGAAGGAAAUAUCUGAUGCUGAAAAGUUGAUGGGAGCUUUUGUAGAACAUUUAAAUGGUCAUCAACUUUUCCGUUCACUAUGGGAAAAUGAUGAAGAUGGUCGUAUACUUUUAAGCAUUGGUGACGCUGCAGAUGAAAUAGUUACAGAAUAUGACGAGAAGAUAUUUGAAUUAACGCAGGAAAUAUAUAAACAUGGUUUGGAGAAAUAUCACGAGCGUUGUUUAGAGGAGGAGGAAUUUGCUGUAUGCAUGGAAGAAUGUCAAACAGAUUUUCAAAAUCAAUGCCAAAGUAUAACUGAAAAAUAUGUAACAUAUACAGAAAAAGAUUUGGAGCAGUGCGCACCACUUCUGAAAAGAAUUGAAAAAUUUUUAUUGAUGGGUGGUGACGAAGAAUCACCAGAAUAUGCCACAAUGUAUUUCUAUGUUGGUGAAGUUAUGGAUGAAUUUGAUAUAGAAACUAAUUCUGUGUGGACACAACUGAUGAAGAUUGAAAUUCAUUUGCAUGAAGUUAUUGAAGAGACAAUUGUAAUUUAUGGCCGCAAUUUAUAUGACUUAAUAUCAAAGUUUGUCGAGCACGUUCAGUCAUAUUUUUCUCAACUUCGGGAUGUGGUGCAGAAUUUUGUAAAUAAUUUGCAAGACGAGGUCUCUGAAUAUUUGAUAAAUACGAUAGGAACAGAAGAAUAUGAAGAUGUUUUGCCAGAACUAAAACACUGUAUGGAAGAUCGCGAUGCUCUUGAUAAUUUAUUAGCAGGUAUGAAAGACGCACACACUGGACGGAUUGACGAACGUGAAGAUCGUUUAAUAACUCGAAGCAGGGAAUAUGUUGAAAAUUUAAUUGAGGAUCUACAGCAAAAUAUUUAUGAAAAGAGGAAACACGUCAUAGUAAAAAAAUUCUGGAAAUCAAUGAUUUUGUUGUCUACACUGUCGAUAGAUGGGAAGCAUAUCGCGAAGAAAUAAGAAAGGACUAUCUACUCCACGGUGACAUUAUAACUGCAAAGUGAACUUAAGAUUAAUUAAUUGUAAAAAUUGUAUUUAAAAAAAAUAUUGUUUAAUUUUUAUGAUUGUUAUGUAUAUUUCUAUGCAACUUUAUCAAUUCAUAUAUAAUAAAUGUUUCUGGU
Messenger RNA from Teleopsis dalmanni, 1973 nucleotides. Its product is annotated as dynein regulatory complex subunit 3-like. Gene Ontology annotation, molecular function: protein binding. NCBI's taxonomy places the organism in Eukaryota, Metazoa, Arthropoda, Insecta, Diptera, Diopsidae. Bases 145 to 1812 code for a protein of 555 amino acids. The record is from RefSeq and is a predicted model, not a curated record. The transcript has 8 exons.